CCUUGCUGAUACGACAGGAAGCGCCUCCGCUUUAUUGAGCAGAGGAGAAAACGUAGACAGGCCUGAGUUAUAGCAAGUUAUUUCGCCAAAGACCUCAACAAGGGGCAUCGGAAGUAAACAAAAUAUACAUUAGUGUGAGGCUACAUGCAAAUGCAGUCUUACGGAAAACGGAUAAAUAUGAAGAGAUGAUAUUGUGUUUACAUUUUUAAUGUGUGGCAGUGGCUACUACUGGCUAGCUUGCUAAAGAAAGCGACACGGAACGUGGGUGCCAGUGUGCUGUGUGGCUGACCUCAGGAAUGUCGUGUUGACUGAACCCUUGUUGCAUUGGAUAUCAGUGAUUCUUAAUUGGCCGUAUGGGUUGUCAAUCAGCAUAUGCUUACCAGGCGAUGGCUCAGGAGGUUCAGUAUGAGCCGGUGGCCCAGAUCGGCGGCGGUGCCUAUGGGACGGUGUAUAAGGCGCGGGACCGGGAGAGCGGCCAGUUUGUGGCGCUGAAGAGCGUGCGUGUGCAGACGGACCAGGACGGCCUGCCCCUCUCCACCGUCAGGGAGGUGGCGCUGCUCAAACGCCUGGAGCAGUUCGACCAUCCCAACAUCGUCAAGCUAAUGGAUGUUUGUGCCUCCCCCCGGACGGACCAGGAGACUAAAGUCACGCUGGUGUUUGAGCAUGUGGACCAGGACCUGAAGACCUAUCUAGAGAAAGCCCCAGCUCCUGGCCUACCAGCACACACUAUUAGGGACCUGAUGAAGCAGCUGGUGAAUGGUCUGGAGUUUCUGCACUCGCAUCGUGUGGUGCACCGUGACCUGAAGCCUGAGAACAUCCUGGUGACCAGCAGGGGGCAGGUCAAGCUGGCUGACUUUGGCCUGGCGCGCAUGUACAGCUGUCACAUGGCCCUCACACCUGUGGUGGUGACGCUGUGGUAUCGCUCUCCUGAGGUCCUUCUCCAGUCCACGUAUGCCACACCUGUGGACAUAUGGAGCACGGGCUGCAUCUUCGCCGAGAUGUUCCGACGCAAACCCCUGUUUUGUGGGGAGUCUGAAGCGGACCAGCUGGGGAAGAUUUUUGAAGUGAUUGGCCUGCCAUCUGAGGAGGACUGGCCUGCGGACGUCACUCUGAAGCGCCACAACUUCAGCCCACAGAAGCCACUGCCAUUCCCAGACCACGUGCCCGAGAUCUGCAGCAAAGGUGAAGACCUGCUUAAGAAAAUGCUCUCCUUCGAUCCUCUGAGAAGAAUUUCUGCCUUAAACGCUCUCCAUCAUGACUACAUGAAAGAAGAGGACUAACGUCAUCCCGUCCUCAUUUUAAGCUAGUUUUAUUUUUGUAUUUUAAUUUUGAGAAAGACCGGUAAAGGGAUUACUUAUGUGGUUUAUUUUUUGUUGUUUUUUAUUUUUAAAGAGUUGCUCUUUAAUGGCGAUGAUGACUCCAUGGACUGCACUGCAGAGGAAUCAUCUGGGUUGCACGUCACAUCCCAACUAGUGCCAUACAUUAAGAGUCCGAUCUCUGUGGUGUCAACGUGGAUGUGUUGUGCAUUUAGCGGAGUAUUUGACGGCCCAUUCCGGAUCAAGUGAUCAGUCUUAUCUAGCUACCCCUUGCUUUCUCACAUCAUGACUGCUAUUCUGAGAUGGGACGACUGCUAUUCAUAAUUAGUGCCAUCCAUUCCGAUAAGUGCCAUAGCUGAAAUAAGAAUGCGACACGUCAGGCGAGGUUAUGAGGUUGUGGUUUUGUUUUCUUUCCUUUCCAGAAUAAGAAUAGGACAGAAAGGGGUGCUAGAGCAAAGCAAGUCACUAUAGUUUAUUUUUUGUAAAAGUGCAGACAAUUCCAAUGCAAAAUUAUGCAUCCAGCCACACUGUGACCCUAACUUUUUGAUGUUGAUAUUGUAGUCCUAACUAUUUUUUUACAUUGUUGCGGUCACGGACUGAAUCAAGAUGUGUUGGUUAGAUAGGACAGUUCUGGUCCAGUAUGGUAUGUCUGAGUGAACCAUCUUCUGGAAGUAUACCUUAUGUGCCCUGACACCAGUGGCCUUGGGAGGUUUCUGACUUCUCUUGAGUGUUGAAUGUUGUUUUGCUGUUAUCCGAUGAAGACGGAGACUUCCAGUAUCUCCAUGUUGGUGUGGUACAUCUUUAAGUGUGAAAUGGUGUUUGUGAGUUCAAAGUGUGUUUUUCGGGGGGCUGGGAAUUGUUCGUGAGUAUGUUCAUGUGAAUACACACACACACACACACCCCCUUAGUAACACGGAGAGCUCUGUGUAAUCCAGAGAGAGAGCGUUGUCCAAAAGAUUGAUAGUCGCGUGUGCAGCCUCACCAUUCGUUUUGGGUCAUUCUCUUGGUCACUGCAUCCCAUUGUGUACAGUAUAUGUGAUGGUAUAUGUGGUGACGUUCAUAAAAAGAAAGAAAACCAAAUAAAGCUGCUAUCUCACAUUAA
Clupea harengus (Atlantic herring) is the source of this 2418-nucleotide messenger RNA. It is a transcript of the gene cdk4, whose product is annotated as cyclin dependent kinase 4. Gene Ontology annotation, cellular component: cyclin-dependent protein kinase holoenzyme complex; cytoplasm; nucleus. Gene Ontology annotation, biological process: regulation of gene expression; protein phosphorylation; G1/S transition of mitotic cell cycle. The record is from RefSeq and is a predicted model, not a curated record. NCBI's taxonomy places the organism in Eukaryota, Metazoa, Chordata, Actinopteri, Clupeiformes, Clupeidae. Gene Ontology annotation, molecular function: ATP binding; cyclin binding; cyclin-dependent protein serine/threonine kinase activity.